This is a messenger RNA of Colletotrichum destructivum, 1469 nucleotides long. Its product is annotated as Putative rmlC-like cupin domain superfamily, rmlC-like jelly roll protein. The record is from RefSeq and is a predicted model, not a curated record. Lineage: Eukaryota; Fungi; Ascomycota; Sordariomycetes; Glomerellales; Glomerellaceae. The coding region runs from base 458 to 748 and encodes 96 amino acids. The transcript has 2 exons.
CUACCGGACACCGACACGGGAUCGGGGCACUCGGGGGCAAGUGGGGUGUAUGUGUGUGUGUGCGUGCGAGUGAGCGUGCGUGCGUGCAUGCGUGUGAACCACUCGACCUUGGCGCUGCAGACGGACCUUCAUCACGCAUGACGCCAGUCAACAUCGGUUGGCAUCAACCCAACGUUUGCAAAAUCUCCACAACAACAGACCGCGUAUUGUCCUUUUGAACCGUCCGCACCGACGCUUACCAGCCUCUCGCCCUUCUCGAUUGUCAAUUCCUCCAAACCCCCGACCCCUUGGGUCAGAACUACCGGCUGUAACCCCCAGACCUCGAAUCGAGGCAACGUCCUACCCAGUCCCGGACUCGACAUACCUAUCCGAACCGUGGCGCAACCGCUCCCUUGCAUCGUCCUCACUAGACACAAGAGACCGCGCCCUCAGCUGGCACAACUGCCUCAUCGCCGUCAUGUCCCAAAAGGCCAUAUCGCAACGAGGCAGCGAGACCGAGGUCAAAUCAUGGGGAUUCCCCCACGUCUUUACCUGGACCGACGGACCAAAUGCGCACUAUCCCCCGCACUCGCAUCGCGGUCUGACAACCCAUCUGAUCCUCCGCGGCGACCUGACCAUCACGUACCCCAACGACGAGAGGCCCGAGAAGGUUACCUAUGGCGUUGGUGACCGUAUUGAUGUCGACGCCGGCCGCGUGCAUGAGGUCUGGAUUGGCGACAAGGGCUGCACCUAUGUCAUUGGGGAGUGAGACGCAUGCUCCGUGGUUUGAUAUCCGACGAUGCCGGCCACUGUACGCGUUAAAGUCCGCGAUCAAGGAACCCGGCCAUGCUUCUGUGCUUUCAGACGCGAAGAAAUACAAGUCCUCCCUCCGGCUUCGACGCUCAACCCGAAACCCCCCCACCGAGCAGAUUUGUUAGUCUUCGCCUGUGCGGCACCAUCUGUCCCGGCGAAGCCGUUGAAUCUGCGACAGGGCGGAGACUCCUGCAACGGCCAGGCUGCACACGUAACAUGUAGUGGUUGAACCGCGAACUUGACCGAGUUGAACUUUGUUCGAUCCCAACACGUGCCCCAGACAUGAGCUUUCCAGAUCCAACUUGGACCGCUGAACACUCGGCCAGAGCUUUAGUCCCUUUCCUUUUCGGCCUCGAGGCACCGGAUGGGGCCACCAAAGCCUCGCUGUCAACAAGAAAGUUGCCAUGGCCUUCUCAUCUCCAGUCCACCGCUGUCUCUUGCCGUCGCUGUUUGAUCCACAACCGCGCUGGAGAAACCUCGUUGACGUCGGAAGGAAGGUCGGUCAAGCCUGUGUAAGGCACGACGACUUCGGUCAACUUGCACACGAAUCCAUGCUCUGGUAAACCCGCCGAAGGGGACUCCUGCCUGACAAGCCCUUGGGUGACUGGUUGGGGACAGGCAGGACACGCUCAAGCUUACAUAAAUCAUUAUGAAUAGAACCUAUGCUUCUGUGGUGA